AAACAAAAAUGAGACAGAUGGAGUAAUUUCACAAGGGGAUAAAAAUAGUAACCUCUCGUCGUUUUCUGCGUUCCCUUUCAAUUUUAGAGCCCCUCACACACUCUCUCUUACGCCCGUCCCACUCUUUUUCAGGCCCAAUCCUCCUCUAUCCAUUCUUGACCUUCAGCUUCAUUAACCAACUUUUUGGUUCUCAUAUGUUGUCUAAAUUACUUGAUUUCUAGAACCCUUCCCCUAAAAGAGUAAAUAGAACAAGAUUUGGGAAUGGCAGAGCAAGAAUCGAUUAAGUUUGUUCGUUGUAGUAGCAUUAAUGGAAUUGGAAAUAGUGGAGCUGAAGACACCGUUUGGGAGCUCGUGAUCCCGUACGUGCAGGACCAUCGCGACCGAGACGCUGUAUCCCUUGUGUGCAAACGCUGGUACGAGAUCGAAGCCUCAAAUCGAAAGCAUGUGACAAUCGCGUUGUGUUACACGGCUACGCCGCAGCGGCUCUCUCGCCGGUUUACUUACCUUGAGUCGCUCAAGCUCAAGGGAAAGCCGCGAGCUGCUAUGUUCAACCUUAUCCCGGAAGACUGGGGUGGGUAUGUUGCUCCUUGGGUGGAAGAGGUCGGCAGGUCUUUUAGAAGAAUGAAGACGUUACACUUCCGUAGGAUGAUUGUGAAGGAUGCGGAUCUCGAGUUGCUUGCCAAAUCGCCGGCUGGGAAGCUUCUCGAAGUCUUGAAGCUCGAUAAGUGUUCAGGAUUUUCUACUGAUGGUCUCCUAAUUAUUGGCCGCUCGUGCAGGAAUUUAAAAACCUUGUUUAUGGAAGAGAGCACAAUAGUUGAGAAAGAUGGGGAAUGGCUGCAUGAGCUUGCUCUGAACAAUAAGGUUCUUGAAAAUGUUAACUUCUACAUGACGGAUCUUACCAAAGUGCAAUCUGCAGAUCUUGAGCUAAUGGCCAGAAAUUGUCCCUCUUUGACCUCAAUGAAGAUCAGCGACUGUGAUAUAUCAGAUCUGAUUGGUUUCUUUAAAGCUGCUAAUGCACUGGAAGAGUUUGGUGGGGGGUUUUUCAGUGAGCCACCUAGACAGAUUGUCGAGGGUGUCUGUAAUGAGCAAUUAGGGAGGAAUUCUGCUGAAUCAUUUCCCCCAAGAUUAGGCUGCUUGGGUCUUACUUAUUUGGGGAAGGAAGAGAUGCCUUUUGUCUUUCCAAUUGCUGCCCGACUCAAAAAAUUGGAUCUCCUUUACGCACUGCUUGACACAGAAGGCCACUGUGUCCUACUGCAAAGAUGCCCCAACUUGGAAAUUCUUGAGGUAAAAUUUUAA
Messenger RNA from Olea europaea var. sylvestris, 1296 nucleotides. Its product is annotated as coronatine-insensitive protein 1-like. The coding region runs from base 262 to 1296 and encodes 344 amino acids. Lineage: Eukaryota; Viridiplantae; Streptophyta; Magnoliopsida; Lamiales; Oleaceae. The record is from RefSeq and is a predicted model, not a curated record. Gene Ontology annotation, cellular component: SCF ubiquitin ligase complex. Gene Ontology annotation, biological process: SCF-dependent proteasomal ubiquitin-dependent protein catabolic process. The transcript is spliced from 2 exons.